Messenger RNA from Podospora pseudopauciseta, 3135 nucleotides. RefSeq lists its product as uncharacterized. Gene Ontology annotation, molecular function: NAD binding; malate dehydrogenase (decarboxylating) (NAD+) activity. Gene Ontology annotation, cellular component: mitochondrion. The transcript is spliced from 5 exons. The record is from RefSeq and is a predicted model, not a curated record. Gene Ontology annotation, biological process: malate metabolic process; pyruvate metabolic process. The coding region runs from base 1 to 1980 and encodes 659 amino acids. Lineage: Eukaryota; Fungi; Ascomycota; Sordariomycetes; Sordariales; Podosporaceae.
AUGGCUUCGUAUGCUCCCAGCGCCUCUUCAUCCGAUAUCUCAACGCCUCGGUCAACAUCCCCCUCAUCGUCCUCAGUAGCGUCGGCCCGGUCCUCGCACUCAUCUAUAUCUACCUCUAAGCGCAUGUCCAUCUCGUCUUCGCGCAGAAUAUCCGCCGCCAACCCAAUGUCGUCUGUUGACAUAGCUGCCAUCGAAGAAGCCAUGAGAAUGGCCAACCUCGACACCCUCCGGGGUUACCAGCAAAAGACCUACGGCGAAGUCAAGCAGUUCGCCGAGACGCAGUACCUCUCCCAGAACCAGGCUCUUGGUUACCAGGUCAUCAACGAGCCCAUGUGGAAUAAGGGCCUCUCUUUUACCCCAGAGCAGCGUAUCGCCAAGAACCUCACCGGUCUUAUCCCACACGUCAUGGAGGACUCGGGCAAGCAGUGCGAGCGUGCGCUCAAGAUGAUCCGGACUCGCCAGACCAACAUUGACCGCUAUCUCUAUCUGUCGUCGCUCAAGUACCAGAACGCCGACCUCUUUUACCGCCUGCUCAUCGACAAUGCGAAGGAGCUCAUGCCUCUGGUGUACACUCCCACCAUUGGUGACGUGUGUCUUCAGUAUUCUACUCUCUACACCCGCCCCGAGGCGCUCUACAUCUCCAUCAAGCAGCGCAAGUCGAUAAAGACGAUCCUCAAGAACUGGCCAUAUCCAAAUCCCGAGAUCUGCGUCGUGACAGACGGGUCUCGCAUCCUGGGCCUGGGCGAUCUGGGCGUCAAUGGCGUUGGCAUUCCGAUCGGCAAGCUAGCCCUGUACACGGCGGCGGCGGGUAUCCACCCGGAUAAGACGCUCCCAAUCGUUCUCGACUGCGGAACGGCCAACGAGACCAACCUCAAGGAUCCGCUGUACCUGGGUCUGCGCUCGAAGCGGCCCUCGGUGGCCGAGCAGCAGGAGUUUAUGGACGAGUUCAUGACUGCCGCUGCCGAGGUCUAUCCUGAAAUGGUGGUGCAGUUUGAGGAUUUCGAGUCAGAAAAGGCCUUCAACUACCUGGACCGGUAUCGGAACAAGUACAAGUGCUUCAAUGACGACAUCCAGGGCACUGGCGCUGUUGUUCUCGGAGGCUACAUUGGUGCCGUGAAUCUUUCCGGCGUUCCUCUCGAGGAGCAGCGCCUCGUCUUCAUGGGCGCUGGCUCUGCCGGUGUCGGUGUCGCCAAGCAGCUUGUAGAGUACUACACCAAGCGUGGUCUCUCCGAGCAGGCGGCCAAGGACAAGUUCUGGCUUGUCGACACCAAGGGCCUCGUGACCAAGGACCGCGGUGACAAGCUCGCCGAGCACAAGAAGUACUUUGCUCGCGGCGACAACAACGGCCUCCAGUUCAAGUCUCUUGAGGAGGUUAUCGAGUACGUCAAGCCGACCGCUCUUGUUGGCUUGACUGCCACCUUUGGCGUCUUCACCGAGUCUGUCGUCCGCGCCCUCAAGGCUUCUGUGGACGCCGGUGGUCUCGGCCGCAGACCCAUUCUCUUCCCUCUCAGCAACCCCCUCACCAAGGCCGAGUGCACUUUCGAGCAGGCCGUCACCUGGACUGAUGGCACCGUCAUCUUUGCCUCUGGCUCUCCCUUUUCUCAGUUCACCAUCAAGCUCGGCAGCGACCAGGCCAUCACCUACUACCCCAACCAGGGCAACAACGUCUAUGUCUUCCCUGGCAUCGGCCUCGGCGCCAUCCUCGCCAAGGCCACCCGUGUCACCGACAACAUGAUCUACACCUCUGCUGCUGCCCUUGCCGGUUCCCUGAACGCCGAGGAGGUGCACAAGGGUCUGAUCUACCCCCGCAUUGAGCGCGUGCGUGAUGCCAGCGUGAUUGUUGCCCGCGAGGUGAUGAAGGCUGCGCGUCGGGAUGGUGUGAGUGCCCUGCCCGAGGAGCAAUGGCUUACCUGGGAGGAGUGGGGUGACCCGGCUCUUGAUAAGUAUAUCAAGGAGCAUAUUUAUGACCCUGCUCUUUAAGUGUUUGUUUUUCGGGGAGGGGCGGGUAUUGAAAUUGGGAGUCUAUAAUGACUGGAUGAAGCUGGGUUGGGAGAGAGGGAGGGGGAGUGCAUUACUGGCGUUGUUUACUUUCAGGGAAGGACUUAGCUUAGCCUUUUUUUUUCUUUUCUGUUUUCUUUGCUUUUGCUUGCCCCUUGGUAUGAGCAUUGCGGGGAUUAUAAUGGGCUUCUUUUUUUUUGCGGUUAUCUCUUUUUCUAAUGAAUGAUAUCCCAACGAAGAGUUGAGGAGACCCAAGUUUCACACACAAGAUUUGGUUUUUGGAUGGACUACAAUGGAUGGCAGAAUGCAUGGAAAACGGGAGGUUUCUGAGGCAAGACAAGACAAGACAAGACAAGAUUACAGUUGUUGGAUGUGGCGGUGUCAAGUGAGCGUGCAAGCGCGGAAUAGAUAAAAAGAGGGAGGAAUCCAAAUACAUAUACUACUUGUUAGAAUGAGAAUGAAAUGGGGGAGAGCGGUUUGUGUCGAGAUUGUUGAUGCUUGAUAGGAGAGGUGAAUGAUUUGGUGUGCAGUUGUUGUUAGCAUAUGAUGUGUUGUUGCCGUUGUGUGUCUGAUAGGUGAACCUAUAACCAUCACCGCAGUACCCUUUUAUAACACCUGAGUGCUGUCCACCCUCUCACGUCAACAUUCUCAUAAAUCUCUCUCUCUCACAACACCAUCCCAUCCCAUGGUUAAACCGCCCCCAAAGUCCCCAACCUCCCCCCAAAGUUACCUCCAUAAAGCCUCCUAACCUCCACCCCCUUCUCCCCAUUGUAUCCCCCCCCUCCUCCCUCCUCGUUAAACUCAUCCAUUAUGAAAGCAUGCAGCAGUUUGAUCUCGGGCAUUCUUUUCAGUUCCUCCCUGACCCAGCCGUUUUCCUGCCGGGUGACUUCGCCGUCGUAGAACAGCAGGUCCUCGGAGUCGAUGAUCUCCGAGAGGGCGAAGGUGAGAGGAAAAAGUUUGGAGCGGUAGAUGAGCCAGAGCGUCUCGAGGCCUUCGAGCCGGAAGGUGGUGUUGUUGAGGAGGGGGGAGCAGAAGGGGUUUUUGGAGACGAGGGAGUAGUGGUGGGCGGUCCAGACUUGGUGUGGGGGAGAACCUGGGGGGAAGAGGGAGGCGAUGGAGAGGGUGGAGGAGGGGGAU